Ruditapes philippinarum (Manila clam) is the source of this 614-nucleotide messenger RNA. RefSeq lists its product as uncharacterized. Gene Ontology annotation, biological process: positive regulation of transcription initiation by RNA polymerase II. Gene Ontology annotation, molecular function: transcription coactivator activity; DNA binding. Lineage: Eukaryota; Metazoa; Mollusca; Bivalvia; Venerida; Veneridae. Bases 74 to 565 code for a protein of 163 amino acids. The record is from RefSeq and is a predicted model, not a curated record. The transcript has a single exon.
GAGACUUUGAUCUAUAAAAAGACGGUGUAACGAUUACGAAGGUCAUUAGAGUUCUGACACUCGAACAAGAAACAUGGCAAGCUACAGAUGCAAGUACAGUCUCGGUAAUGAACGUUACGUGCAAGUGAAUGAAUGGAAAGGUGAGCUGAGAGUAGACUUAAGGGAAUGGCAGGGAGAUAAACCAACGAAGAAGGGCAUCAGCUUAACGUUGAUGAGAUGGAAAAAUGUUGUGGACGCAAUGGAAUUUGUGGAUCAAUCGCUAGGAAAUAAACAAGUGUACAAUGCUCAUCUUGGAGGAAACGUGUACAUGUCGAUUAAAGCUGGGUGUGUUUGCGUCGAUAUUCGACAAAACUGGAAGCCUAAGGACGAUGUCGUGCCAACUAAGAAAUGUUUGUGCCUUAGACCAGCAGAGUACGUCAAAUUGAAAGAAUUAAUACCUGACAUUGGGAAAAAUCUACCGGAACUGGACUCUGUAGUGCCCUGUUACUUACAAAGCGAUCAUAUGAAUCAGAUGGGAGCGUUACAGUGCUCAGAAUGCAACCCGAACGAUUUCAUGAAUUGGUAAAGUCACGUGAUCAUGUUCUAAAAAUAGUAACCAAUGACAAACCGUUUCU